AUGGGGAGUGAAGGAGAAGAGGGCAAAGACAGUGAGGAGGCGUCGAAGGUUUCCUCUCAGCCACCGCUUUCUUUGGUACGCCAGGGAAUUCGGGGUUUUUCCUCAUCAUCACCUCAAUAUCAUUGCCCUCCACUUCAUCCUUCUCUUCUCCGCCAAAAAGCUGCCUCCACUCACGCCCAUUCCUUCAAGAGGGUAGGGCCCCCAACAAGGCCAGCCACGAGGGCCUUCAAUCCCGCUUGCUCAGCUUUCAGUCUCUUCAAGACUCGGAUGUAUUCGACGGCUUUACCAAGGACGUUCACUUGCAAUCGGAGAGCGGAUACAGCCAUGCGCAAGCCUUGUAUGCGAGCAUUUAGGUUCUUGCGAUAUUGUCACUCGAUGGCGGUGUGGCUGGUUUUGGGCCUUGAGCCUGCCGUAGUUGGUUGUGCAGCUAUGGAGGUCGUGGUAUUGGAUGACUCCAUAGAAUGA
Molecule: messenger RNA, 465 nt
Organism: Laccaria bicolor S238N-H82
Lineage: Eukaryota; Fungi; Basidiomycota; Agaricomycetes; Agaricales; Hydnangiaceae
Exons: 3
Coding region: 1-465 (154 amino acids)
Source: RefSeq, a predicted model, not a curated record